Messenger RNA from Xenopus laevis (African clawed frog), 3478 nucleotides. RefSeq names its product single-strand-selective monofunctional uracil-DNA glycosylase 1 L homeolog (gene smug1.L). Bases 215 to 1060 code for a protein of 281 amino acids. Lineage: Eukaryota; Metazoa; Chordata; Amphibia; Anura; Pipidae. The record is from RefSeq and is a predicted model, not a curated record. Gene Ontology annotation, cellular component: nucleus. Gene Ontology annotation, molecular function: oxidized pyrimidine nucleobase lesion DNA N-glycosylase activity; single-strand selective uracil DNA N-glycosylase activity; DNA N-glycosylase activity. Gene Ontology annotation, biological process: base-excision repair. The transcript is spliced from 3 exons.
UGCUUCAAAUGGCUCUCCCUCCCUCUCCCCCAACCACCUCCUCGCACAGAAAACAAGAUAGAAGGCAGGCUUGAGCUUUCUCAUGCCUGCCUGCUUCUAAGAUUUCUACUUCAGCUCGCACAGAGAACUUCACGAAGUAUCGGCAUAGAAACAACCCGGAAGAGGAACAAGACGAACGGAAGUCACGUGACGGACAUGUCCCGGAACGCUAGAAAUGGCUGCGGAAGCUUGCGUGCCGGCAGAGUUUAGCAAAGAUGAAAAAAAUGGAUCAAUUCUUUCUGCAUUUUGUUCUGAUAUACCCGACAUCACUUCUUCUACUGAGAGUCCAGCCGACAGUUUCCUGAAAGUGGAACUGGAACUGAACUUGAAACUGUCAAAUCUGGUUUUCCAGGACCCCGUACAAUAUGUGUACAAUCCUUUGGUAUAUGCGUGGGCACCUCAUGAGAAUUAUGUGCAGACAUACUGCAAGUCCAAAAAGGAGGUCUUGUUUUUGGGUAUGAACCCAGGGCCAUUUGGCAUGGCACAAACAGGGGUUCCCUUUGGGGAGGUUAAUCAUGUACGUGACUGGUUGCAGAUUGAAGGGCCUGUAUCAAAGCCAGAAGUAGAGCAUCCAAAAAGGCGAAUACGUGGGUUUGAAUGUCCUCAGAGUGAAGUGAGUGGUGCUCGAUUCUGGAGUUUGUUCAAGUCACUGUGUGGUCAACCUGAGACUUUUUUCAAGCACUGCUUUGUACACAACCACUGUCCUCUUAUCUUCAUGAACCAUUCAGGCAAGAAUCUGACCCCAACAGACCUUCCUAAGGCACAGCGGGACACCUUGCUGGAGAUAUGUGAUGAAGCCCUUUGCCAAGCUGUUAGGGUACUUGGAGUAAAAUUGGUUAUUGGAGUUGGAAGGUUCUCUGAGCAACGUGCAAGAAAAGCCCUAAUGGCAGAAGGAAUUGAUGUUACUGUAAAAGGAAUAAUGCAUCCUUCUCCCAGGAACCCACAGGCUAACAAAGGCUGGGAAGGCAUAGUUAGGGGCCAGUUGCUGGAACUCGGAGUUUUAUCUUUACUAACUGGCUGAUAGUUUACACAUAUUGUUAGGCCAAAUAACUACAAACAUGCCGAACAUUACAGAUGGCGUUCAUGAGCACACUUUGAAUUUGGCUUCAUUUACAUAUAAAAUACUUUUCUUUAAUGUACAACUAGGGUUGCCACCUGGCCGGUAUUUUACCGGCCUGGCCGGUAAAAAUGAUGGUUGAUCCCAAAAAAAGAUAAAUAUAUAUAGGAAGGCCGGUAUUUUUAAUCAGAAAAGGUGGCAACCCUACUUACAACUAACAUUGAUAAUAUAGGCUGUGGUCACAGAUGAUCUGUGGUGCUAAUACAGUGAUUAUUAUUGCAUUCAUAAUAUUGUAACAUCAUAAGUUAUGUUGAAAACAGACGCAUGUCCAUUGGGUUCAACUUUAAGUCUGUAUAUAACCUGCCUACCUGCUACUUGAUCCAGAGGAAGGCAAAAAAACCCAUUUGAAACCUCUCCAAAAAAAUCCUUCCUGAUUCCAAGAUGGCAAUUGGACCAGUCCCUGGAUCAACUUGUACUAUAAGCUAUCUUCCAUAACCCUGUAUUCCCUCACUUGCUAAGGGAAUACAACUGCUGGGGUUGUAUGGGGGUUGUAACCAGUUAUGACUUUCAUUCCAUGCUAGAUGGAUAUGUAGGUACAUUGUUAUUUGAUGUGUUAUUUAAAUUUAGAUUUUGUAUAUGUCUGGGGGGAAAUCGUCUGUGCAUUGAGGUGAAAAUACGUAUAUGUAUCCGUGAACACCAAAACAUCUAUGAAUCUUGAAAGCCAAAAAUGAGUUAAAGACCAAUUUUCUGAAUUUAGCUUUUGUACAGUAUUCCAGGGUGUAUUCUGUUAUAAAGAGCAUAUCUGCCGAGUGACAGAGAGGCUGUAUUAACCAUGGCGAAAUCAUUAUCUCACAAUUGCUAGUGUGGAAGAAAAGUUACUUCUUUCUCUGUACAUUCUGGAAAGGUGUCUGGUUCUGGCCUCCUACUGACUUUUGAAAAAUACAGCAUAAAUGGGUCUGGCCAUUGCAAAAGCAGAAUGUUUGUUGGUGCGCAUUCAUGAAAACUUCCAACUAUUCAUGUUACAGGUCAUAUUCUAACAGUAUUGCUCUAUGUGAAAAGAGAAAUAGAGCAACAUCAACAAAACAGGAUAGAAUUUACAGGUACUGUAUAUUUCUUCAAAAAAAAUUAAAAAAAAUCUUUCCUUUAAGAGAAGGCUGCACAGGCAAGACUUCGCAUCUGUCUGGUGGAGGAGCAAUUGGCUUUUUGACAUGCAGUUAUUUUUUAAUGGCCUGCAUUUUUUUUUCCAAAUAAGCUGACAUUUUCUCCUUACUACGGUACAAACUUUACAUAGAAAUAUAUGUAAGACUACCUUGGCUGCUUUAUUUUGUUACUCAUUGUCCACGAAAGACCAUCGUAUUCUAAGGGUUAUGAUUAACUUGCUGAUAGGUAGCUAUUUACAGCAGUAACCACUCUGCUGCUACAGUAACAACCACUGUGUGGUGGGAGAGACUCACUCUUGGGUAGCAGGUGCUGUCGUCUCUACUGCCAUAUGCUAAGCUGUUAGCAUGUUCUUCUUUAGAACCUGGUGCUUACAGUGGAGAACUUGCUGGUAAUAAGACAAGGUGAACGGCUCAUUACAAGUUCUAAUGUAUGUCUGGAAGGUGCAGCGAGGCAAGGGGCAUGCACAGACUGCUUUAUAGCGUUCAUAAAGUAGCCCAUCUUGUCUCAUUGCUUAUGUAAACUAUUCCCUCCUAAUUAACAGGAGGAAAAAUUGCCAGCUUAGAUUUGUUUUCUGCUUGCCAACAGGACCAAGAUUUCAAGUUAUAAAAAAAAGACCUACAGUGUUUGACUUGGAAAAUUAAAAUGUUUAAUGCCUGUUAUAGGUAAAGUGUGUAUCUAUUUGGUUGCAUUUUAAUAAGGACCAAGUAAGACAGAAUAGUAAUGAGAUAGUGUAGAUCACUCUUAAUCAUGCAUUAAGCCCUUUGUAAAAUGAUCAUAGGGUAAAUAUACCCUAUUUGUAUGUAGUGUUAGUUCCAAUGCAUGUUCCUUCAAAUAGCAAAAUAUUUAAAAUGUCUUAUAUUAAUCGAACACGUUUCCACUGUAUAUUUGCCUUCACUCAUGUUAAUGCCUGUGGAACAUGGAGUCCUCCUUGACUCUCUGAAAAUGCUGACUGAGUGGACUCCCUGUGCACCAUAGGCCUAAAGAGAGCUGCAAUUUAUUUGCUGCUGCCAUUAUUACCUGCUGUUCUUGUCUUAGCCAAGACAACAUUUUCCAUUGAUUUAUAACAGAAAUAUGUAGAGAAGGAAUGUGUCUAGUUAUUUGUGCUGUAAUGUUUUCUUUUUAUAAUCACACUACUGCUACUCUACCAUUUGUUUUCCUUUUUUUAAAAAAUAUUACUAGAUUAAUAUAUCAACCUGUAGAAUAAAAACUUGAUUUAAUAAA